Messenger RNA from Aspergillus udagawae, 1524 nucleotides. RefSeq lists its product as uncharacterized. The transcript is spliced from 2 exons. Bases 1 to 1524 code for a protein of 507 amino acids. Lineage: Eukaryota; Fungi; Ascomycota; Eurotiomycetes; Eurotiales; Aspergillaceae. The record is from RefSeq and is a predicted model, not a curated record.
AUGAGUUUCAUCUCCAGUGACAUACUUUUGAACAAAAAAUACAAUGAGGAGGAUUGCCUUCUUGCGGUACGUGGUCAACGGAUCCCGAAAGCUCUUGGAGAAGAAAUCACUCAACUAUGUGUCGUGCGCGGAAUCCGGUACCACCCGGGUUUUGCCACGGAACUUCGCGGAUUAUUGCCCAAAUUUACUCGUGCUUUGAAUGCCAGGGACAUUAUGAGUGAUAAGAUCCCUGAGAUGAGCGACCCUGAUGAGUUCCCUUACUGCAUCUGGUACCCGGAGACCGCGAAGGAGGAAACCUACCGGGUUCUCGCCAGCCGCUAUCCGCAGAUGAAGUAUCUAGUUGGCCGAGCAUGUGCUGUAGCUAGUUAUGUGAACCUUUUCAAAGAAUUGGACCUCUUACCUGAAGCGCACAUUGCGGAAGAGGCACGCGAGAACCAACAGUGGGAGAUCUACGAAGCCAUCAUGGCGGCAGAUCUGCGCUACAAUGCUAUGGAUGACUACACGAGGACUGUAUUCCUUAAGCCAGUUCCAGGAUACCUAAAUGCGGACACUGCAGUACGGUCGUACCUGGAUGUCAAGUCCAAAUUUCGGAGGCCGCCUCGGACCCUCUACGACAGCGACACAGAUGAGGACGAAGAAGAUGACCGUAUUGAUGAGUUCACUUCCGAGCCACCACCCCAGCAAAACGACGACGUGAGUCACCUUCUGUACACGCCGCUGCCUACCGAUUUGCCGACGAUGAACAAGGAUCUUCUGAUCCUCAUGGCGGCAUAUUACCGUAAUAUCGAACGGUACGCCCGCCUGCGUCGUCCUAAUAACUGGGUCACUACUGAGGUAGAAUGUGUCGUACGCGGCAUCUACCACAACUCCAUGUUCGCCAAAUGGUGGUCCUUUCAACCGGGAGAAGCACCAAUUUCUAUUGAAAAAGCCAUCAAUGCACGCUUCAUCAUGAAUAACGACCUUUCUCGUAUCACGCCAGAGACCAAAUUCCUCCCAUACUGCAUAUGGUACCCUUCUUUCCCUCACGUCGCGACCUGCAAAGAGCUUCUUCGGCGCUUGCCGUCCAUGAAGCCGGCUGUGGCGAGAGUCUGCAUCCUGUGUGAUUACAGCGACUACUGGGACGAGCUUGAUGCUGACCCAGAUGUCAAUCUGAUGGAGGACGCUCGCGAAAGUCCCAGCCCAAAGUAUCUCCGUGAUCUGGAAGGAAGGAUUCCAGAGCGCGGUUGCCGAGACUUCAGACGCGAUUCGACGUAUUCAAUUGUGCCCCGGAAGUAUAUGUUCGAGCAUACUCCCACCCUUGUCUUUAAAAAAAUGCCCGAUAAACCAUACGCGGAAAUUCAGAUGGGGGUGCCCUACAAUGGGAGAGGUGCCAGUAUGGCUUACUAUGAGCUCUGUGUCUCGGUACUGGAUGAUGUGAAGAAGCUUGCCAUUGAAGAGCUCGGGGAAUCUAGUGGAUUCGACAUUGCCGAGUAUUAUGACUUUCUAGGAAUGAAGAGACAAUCCAAUCAAUCCUCUCUAUCUUAG